GGACUUCCGAUAUGAUUUAGCUACACAGCUGGGAACCUAGCAAUGUAAACACUAGCGUAUAGCUGCAGUCAGUCAGAAACUGUACUUUCAUGUUGGUUGCGUGUAAACGUUUGAAAGCUACACGUACAUUUAGGUUAAAGGUUAGCAAAAUAUGCGCGAUACAAUGUACAAUAUAUUCGAAUAGUUUUACAAUAACAUGUCGCUGUCUAGGCAAGUAGCAAGCUCGACUUUAACUGUUGUGUUGACUAGCUAGCUAGCUAACGUUUGCUAUCAUACCCCAGUGCACGUAAGCCUGUGACUUAACAAUAUUUAGAAUUUAAUAUCGAUUUACUUUAACGAGCUAGUCAACUCGCUGAACAAACUCAAGUUUACUACCUGAGCCGUUGCUACAGGGAUCAGGUUAGCCAGUUAAUUGAAAAUGUACUGUACAAGUUAUGCUAUACGGUAUUGCUAGCUAACUACUGACAGUGUUUUGUUUGGGUAUUGUACAUUCAGCAACCGCAUGCUAGGACUGGUAUUUACUCUACAUUUUGAUAUGCACGUGAGUUUAUUUAAUCUGGCUACAUUUAGAAAAAUAAAAAUUAGAUUGGAUUAAAGGGACAUGGAAAUAACUGAUAUCUGGUUUCAGUUUUCCAACCUAGACCUUUGCAAGAUUCUUUGUUUUCAAGUCAGUUUAAGGUAAUUUUCUUCUUAUACUGCAGUACUAGCAAGUAUGGGCUCGACAGAUUUAAUUUUAGAGGGCGAAGUGGAGAGGAUUUUAAACGGGGAUGGACUAGAGGUGAACGAACUAGAUUCUGCUCCCGAACAGGUCAAACCUGUAGUCUUGAGGAAAACGGUUUGCUACAUUGUGUGCGCCGUCAUCAUCAAUGCAAAGAAUGAAGUGCUGAUGAUGCAGGAGGCCAAGCCAGAGUGCUACAGACGCUGGUACCUCCCAGCAGGCCGCAUGGAGGAGACGGAGAGCAUCGUGGAGGGCAUGAGGAGGGAGGUGAAAGAGGAGACCGGACUGGACUGCCAGCCCAUCACGCUGCUCCUGGUACAGGAGCAGGGGCUGCAGUGGAUCAGAUUUGUUUUCCUGGCUGAAGUCACAGGGGGCUCCAUAAAGACGGAAGCGGAGGCCGAUGCGGAGUCCCUGCAGGCCCAGUGGUGGGACCGAGAGUCCCCCCUCCCGUUGAGGAACCGGGACAUCCUGUGCCUUAUCGAGGCGGGGCUGAAGUACAGGGAGAAGCCCUGGUUCCCGCGGGUGCUGCCCGUGGAGAUGCCCUGCCCCCUGGUUUGCCAGCGGCUGCUCCUGACCUUCGCCGGCCCCGGCGGAGACCUGUGGGUGCUGCUGGGAGGCUCGGAGGAGCCGCGCCUGCCGGUCGCCGUGUGCGACGGGGCCCGCUCCGUCGCCUGGGCCGGCCUCAGGCUGGUGAGGGAGUGCAUGCCGUCCUCCCACCGCCGGCUCGCCGUCACGCCCCGGGGCAUCCUGGGACUGCAGCACGGCGGGAGGGUCCCGGGGAAGGCGGACGGGGUGUGCUUCAACGCGCUGCUGUCCGUGGAGCACGCGGGGGACGGGGGGCCGGAGGCCGGCCAGCCCCCGCCGCUGGAGAGCCCCGCCUUCCGGUGGCACAGAGUGGAGAGCCCGCAGUUAAGGGACAGGAUCCGGGAGAGACUGGCCUCGGGGUCCCUGCUGCCAGUACACAGCCUCUAUGGCUGAUAGGGAAACCAAACACCAGAUGACUUCAGAGUCUGAGACUGCAGGGUACUGCAGUCCAGACCACUCCCUCAUCCCGCACUCCUCUCUCUGAUCACUGCAGGUGACAGUGUGAUGUGGGAUCACUACAGGCUAGUGACUGGGGGCAGGGGGAGCAACAAAAGGCACUUAUGCACAUGUGCAUUUAAGAAUCAUUAAUCAGCAUACCAUGUGGUUAGUUCAGACAAUAUAUAACACACAGUAUUCUAGUGGCAUGAAAGCAAUAGUUCCAAAAAAAAAGUGCUUCAUUUGAAACGCACGGUAUAUGCAAGAAAAAUUGAAAAAUACCCUUUCCUUUUGAAAAAGGUUAUGAAUAUAUGAUAAGAGCUUAUAUAUGCUGAAAUAUAGUUACAUAUCUAGUCAUUACUAGCAUAUUUUCCAAGAACAGCCAUGAAUAGAAAAUAAAUACCCACUUCUACCGUGUAUAGGUUCUAUUCUGAAGAUAGAAUCAAGUGAAUGAGACAGUUGUGUGGAAUGCAAUCUGUGAGUGAACAUAAACGGGUGGGCAGCCUUAAUUUCUAAUCUUAUUACCACACUUAUAUUUAUUUAUCAAUGAAUGUGAAAGAUCAUGUGCUUAUCUCAAAAGUGAAACCAAACCUCUGGGUAAAAUAUUUUUAGUUUGAUGGGAUAAAAGUUGAAAGGUUGAUGAAAUUUAAUAAAGGUAUCCAAAGAGCUUA
Messenger RNA from Anguilla anguilla (European eel), 2409 nucleotides. It is a transcript of the gene nudt18, whose product is annotated as nudix (nucleoside diphosphate linked moiety X)-type motif 18. The transcript is spliced from 3 exons. Bases 713 to 1696 code for a protein of 327 amino acids. Gene Ontology annotation, molecular function: magnesium ion binding; 8-oxo-dGDP phosphatase activity; 8-oxo-GDP phosphatase activity. The record is from RefSeq and is a predicted model, not a curated record. NCBI's taxonomy places the organism in Eukaryota, Metazoa, Chordata, Actinopteri, Anguilliformes, Anguillidae.